Messenger RNA from Colletotrichum phormii, 1575 nucleotides. RefSeq lists its product as uncharacterized. The coding region runs from base 1 to 1575 and encodes 524 amino acids. Gene Ontology annotation, cellular component: plasma membrane. The record is from RefSeq and is a predicted model, not a curated record. Gene Ontology annotation, molecular function: oxidoreductase activity. The transcript is spliced from 4 exons. NCBI's taxonomy places the organism in Eukaryota, Fungi, Ascomycota, Sordariomycetes, Glomerellales, Glomerellaceae.
AUGAAACAACCAGUGCAUAUCCUGUUGUUAUUCCUAACAUUUGUUAUAUCGUCAGCAGGAACAAUCGCACUCACCUUUGCACCAUGCUACGCAACGUUUUGCUCCGAAGACUACUUCGAAUUCGAGACUAGGUUACACCUUCUAGUCUACUUUGGCCUAGUCGCCGGCUUCGGCUGCUUCCUCCUCCUUCGAUCUUACACCACGUGGGCUCAUACCCUGAGUAGUUACCAUCUUCUGCGCAUGCCUUUGGGAGGCAAACGAAUCACUGUUGGUGGUCUCUUAGCUUAUUUCUGGGGUUUCAGAGCUGACCCCCUGGGAUGGGCGAGCGCCAAGCUCAAACUCACGAUCACGGGAGUCACUGGUCAUUAUGCCGAUAUUCUUCUUGGACUACUGGUUAUCCCUGUUUCCAGAAAGAGUCUGCUUGGCAGGGGGUUCUCGUUGCAUCACAGCACGCUGUUAUACGCGCACAAGAUCGUUGCAUACCUCUUCUCAGCAUCAGCAACCGCGCAUGGAGUUACCUACAUUACUGGCAUAGGUGUCAUAUUGCCCGUAUGGUUGAUCAUAAUCACGUCACUUCCAUGGAUUCGGAGAAAUCACUACAACUUUUUCUACUACAACCACGUCAUUUUCGGCCUAUACCGACUUUUACCUCCUCCUUCCCGGACUAUUUUAUUUCUCUGGGUCGCCGAUUGGGCAUGCAGACUUUUUGGUGGACAGACGGGCGGUAUUGCCUCAAAGACGGGUGCCACCUUGGAAAAUGCAGGCAACAACUGGCUCAGAAUUUCCACGCAUCUGCCAAUCUCGAAGAAAGACUCAGGGAGUACCUAUGAUCUCAUCCAGGAGAAGGGAGAAACUCUUCACGAACCUCUCAGCUACUACUAUCUCAGUAUUCCAUCCAUCAGCAAGUUUCAGAACCACGCUUUCACCGCAGCGGUUUCUGCUUCUACCGGAGCUGGUCCCACUUUCCUCUUGCAACCCACGACUGGAAAGAAGCAAAAGAGACUGGACAAGGAAUGGACUUGGAAGCUGCGCGCACUCGUCCCCCAAGUCUUUGAGAGUAAAGCUGUUGAAGUCCGAGUUGAAGGGCCUUACAGUGUCGGUGACGACGGUUUUAAGACGGCUUCUCACAUCGUGUGUGUUGUAGGCGGAACUGGAAUCACUGGUGCUUUGAGUCUUGCGGCAUGGUGGCUGGAGAAAAGACCAGCAAACUCGACCUUCACUCUCGUAUGGGCUGUGCGGCAAGGAGAGGCUACGGCGAUUACGGAGUGGACUCAGCUCCAGGAGGUGGCUUCCUCGGUUCCGGAGCUUACUGUAGUUGCACAUGUGAGUUCAGAAAGCGGUCGCCUGGAUCCUACAGCAUAUAUCCGUGGAGCUCUCAUUGUCGGACAACACACAAAAGUGUACCCGGUCGGACAUGCUUGGGUCUAUAGCUCUGGUCCGGCAGGUCUUAUUGGCACUGUUGAGAGGGCGUGCGUUGAGACUCAGAAGGGCACCAUUGCUGGCAGAGGCGGGAGAAGCACCGACUCAUGGAAAGUACGGGAUCUGGGGUGGUACAUGGCGAAGUGGGAGGUUUGA